Messenger RNA from Botrytis cinerea B05.10, 848 nucleotides. RefSeq lists its product as hypothetical. Lineage: Eukaryota; Fungi; Ascomycota; Leotiomycetes; Helotiales; Sclerotiniaceae. Gene Ontology annotation, molecular function: structural constituent of ribosome. Gene Ontology annotation, biological process: cytoplasmic translation. The transcript has 4 exons. Gene Ontology annotation, cellular component: cytosolic large ribosomal subunit; ribosome. The coding region runs from base 280 to 600 and encodes 106 amino acids. The record is from RefSeq and is a predicted model, not a curated record.
GCUGCUGUUUAUAUGUAUUACAAAUUUCGAGAAGCCAUUCGGGAAAUCAACCAUUCUUGUAGCAUGAUUCUUCGUCUAACAAUUUGAAUGCAAUUAAUGAGAUCUCUCCAAACUCGCUGUCUCCACACAAAACGCCAAGAUUUUAUACUCGCUUACCCUCACUAGCUCUACACGUGACCACACUUCCAAAUUUUCAAAUUCCACCACCAUUUCAAAAUUUCUCCCUCGCGCUCACAAUCAAUCAUCGACAACACGACAAUCCCAACGCCAACAUCUACAAUGGCCGCCGAAAAGCAAGCUCGUACCGGCCUCGCCGUCGGUCUCAACAAAGGACACAAAACCGAGGCUCGUGUCUCCAAGCCCAAGGUUAGCAGAACCAAGGGUCACUUGAGCAAGCGCACUGCGUUUGUCAGAGAUAUCGUCAAGGAGGUUUCUGGUCUCGCACCAUACGAGCGCAGAGUCAUUGAAUUGCUCCGUAACAGCAAGGACAAGCGUGCCCGUAAGCUCGCAAAGAAGAGGCUCGGUACUUUCGGACGUGCUAAGGCCAAGGUCGACGAGCUCCAAGGUGUCAUUGCCGAGUCCCGCAGAGCCGGUCACUAAAUUCCUAACCUCAUAUUCUCUCACUACGAAAAAAUCACAUCUCGUCUCUCCAAUACAACGGAUCGAUACAUGGGUUUAUGAUGGAUCUCCACAUUUACACAAGUCAAGCAUAUGGGAAUUGGAGCUGUAACAACGAAGAAUUUUACGAGUUACUAUGAUUCUGGGGAUUGGGAUCUGAAGUUGCUAGUAACCUAGCAUUCAUGAAGAUCUCAGGGCAAAAAUAAGAUACCUUACAAAAAUUGUGUUCA